GACAACCGUGUGUUACUUUGAGUCGUUAUGCCGUGAAAUUCUCAAUAAAAUAUGUUAUACCACUUAUCUGCACUCUUUUUCAGAAAGCUGGCAUAUUGGAAUCAAAAGUAGAACUACACAACCGCUGAAGGCCUAUCUGUUGUACUCCGGUGGAGAGACGAAGACGGAAGCAUCCAGGUCACGUGUGGUUUAUAACUAAAUAAACAAAAUACCAGAACGACAAGCCUGCAGUCGUGUAUGAAAACGAAGUGAACAAGUCAUAUGUCAGCCGGUGCCUGCCGAUAUCCACGGGCUUUCAUAGAAUCCGCUAACGUUGGUUAUGCCAUACAAGGCAUGGCAGACAAACAGGACAAUGAGGUGGAGGAGGCAGACCAGGUGUACCUGCUAAUGAAGGAGGAGUACCGUAUCUCACGCAACGUACGUUUGGCCUGGUUCCUGGGCAAGCUCAAUCAGGUCAUCUGGCCGGUUCCAAAGUCUGAACUGCUGAACUCAGAGAAUGAGCUGGAUCUGCUCAGCAUCCUGCCCAAGGGAUGGCAGCCAGAUUUCUCCCCCUCCACCCUGCCCUACCUGCUGGUACCCUCCACCCGUGUCACCUUCCUGUCCCGCAGGUACCGCUUCAUCAUCGAGCUGGACCUCAGCCCCUCCACUGGCAUUGUGGAUGACAGCACAGGGGAGAUGAUAUUUGACGAGGUGUUCCAUGCCUUGUCACGAUGCUUAGCUGGACUGGUCCGACCCUUCAAAGUUCCAGGCACAGAUAUAUUAUUUCAGCCUGAAAUCUUCAUCACUAUCCUGGCGUAUUCCUCCAUCAUCGGGCUCAAUACACACCAGGUGCUGGUGCAGGGUUGUCAGCUGGAUCGUACAGACCUGGACAGUUUCCUACACCAGAUCUAUCAGCAGCUUCGGUCAGUGGAGAACAACAUAGCAGAGGUCCUACAACAACAUCACGGCCAUCUUCAACAGCAGCAUGACCAGUUUGAUGGGCCAAUCACAUGCCCUGGGUUCGGCAGUGACAUGAUCAUGGAGGAGGUGCCUGUGAGGAAACAUGGCGUUUCCAUGGUGACUGCAGACGUAGGGCUGGUCAGCAUGGUGCGACAGGGCAUCCUAGCUCUACAGCUGUUGCCCCCCAACUCCAUCGCAGGUGUAAUCAUAAUUACAGAUGGGGUGACCAGUGUGCCUGACAUGGCUGUGUGUGAGACCCUUCUGAACCAGCUCAGGAGUGGAACCAUCACCUGCUCCUUCAUUCAGGUGGGCGGGGCCUACUCAUACGACUGUAGUUUUGGGUACAUCCCUAACGUUGAGCUGAUGAAGUUCAUCUCCUUGGCGACCUCUGGCUCCUACCUGUCGAGCUGUCCUGAGCCUGACCUGGCCAGUCAGGACAUGAACACCUACCACAACGCCUUCCUCACAUACUCUUUCCUCAAGACCAGCGAGUCCAUGAACCCUGAGUACUACUUUGUGUCUCAGCACAAGCUGUUCAAUGAGCACCUGGUGUCAGCCCGUGGGAACCCUGCAUUAGUGAUGUGGAGGAAGAAGCACACAGAGAAGGAGGUGCACGCCCAUCUGGUCAGUGUGGUGUCGGUCAGACUGAGAGAGGGAUACACCAUCAGGGAGAUCAACCUUACCAAAGGUGGCACCCAGCUGGAGGUGAAGCUGGUGUUGCUAUGGAAACACAACAUGCAAAUAGAGUACCUAGCGGUGGCCCAGUGGCCCCUGGACCCUGUCAAGAGGACCACCUGGGUAGAGGUCACCAUGGAUGGAAGCUACGACAUCCUCCAUGAUAUCAGCUGUACUCUGAGGAAACCCAUCACCUCUCCAUACCGCACCUCUGUCAUACGACGAUUUUGGAACACACUGCAGAGUAUAAACCAGACGGAUCAGAUGCUGGUCCACUUGCAGUCCUUUAACUCUCUCCCAGAGAAUUACACCAUACCUGAGAGCACCAAGAACGGAGUUCCUCUCUUCUACAUCCCCCCUGGAUCCACCAUGCCGGUUCUCUCCCUACAGCACAGUUGCUCUAAAGACUCCUCCCAGUCCCAGUUUGCCUCAUACUGGAAGCCCAUCCUGUCCAUGGAUGCAAACUUCUGGCAGAGAUGGCUUCACAUGCACCGCAUCACCAUCAUCCUGGAGCACGACAUGCCUUUGCCCAAGCACCUUCACACUGCCGGUAGUAACGGGCGGUUUAGCACCAUCCAGUGUCGUAUCUCUCACUCAGCCCUCACCUCCCUACUGAGGGACUGGAGCAGCUUCGUUCUGGUGGAGGGAUACUCAUACGUCAAGCUCAUAUACAGUGCCUCUGACCAGCCCCCCAACUCCUUCUAUCUGGUGCGUCUGAUCUCCAAGCUCCCAUGUAUGGUUCUGAGGCUGGGCUUUCCUAUCGGCACCCUUGCCCACACCAGGAACAAGAUAGUGGAUGAGUUGCGGGAGCAGAUCCUGAGGCUUCGCUUCCCUCAGCGCAUCCGGAACAAGGAGGCUACGCCCAAGAGGAAGAUUCUGGGGCAUGCCUCCCGCUCCAAGUCCCCUCCUCUCCCUACUUCCAAACCUGCGUUGUCUGACCGGCCAUGUAUGGUUGUCCUCAACAAACCUCUGGAGAAACUGCUCAUCAGCUACGAUAAGCUCCCGUCAGACUUCCGGAUGCCCUUCAUUCUGAACAUGGAGAACUUCACCCAGCUCCCCAGAAUGACCGCGCCCCUCAGUAUGGCAGCCAAUCGCGCAGCCUCGUCCACCCUAGCGUCUCUUUCGCGCUACUUUCUCCACCAGCGCUGGGUCUGGACGGUGCAGGGCGGCAUUGGAUCUACCGUUCCCCUGCAGGCUGUGGCUCAUUUACUGUCCAUGCUGUCUGAGAUUCGCCUCUCUGAGGGCUUUCAUUUUGCUGCCAGUGGAGAUGGCGUAGUCAACAUGGUGACUGAACUGCCAAUGAAGGGGAUGCCAGAGGCGGUGGACGGAGAGAGUCACACCUGUAUUGUCCAGUAUAUCCUGUUUCCACCUCACUCCACCUCUACCAAGGACAGUUUCUCCACAGACGAUGACAAUGAUACAGAGGUGGAGGCCAUCGAUGUGGACACAGGGCUCAACCUGGUGACCGAGUGUUGGGUUGAGCCUCAGAGUAGGACAGUAUGGAGUCCCAGAGACCAACACAGACACUUCCAGGAGCUCACCUACCAGGAGAUACCCCAGGCGAUUUUCCCCCGGGAUCUGGCCUCUGUGUCCACCAUGAUGACGUUUGAGUACCUGAGCCAGCUGUGCCAGAACAAGGAGCAGGUGUACCCUCCCGUCGGGGCAGGGGACCCCCCACCCUCUGAGGACUGCAUCCACACCAUUCCCUUCCAGUUUGACCUCAUUGAGCUGCUGCCCAAGUGCCAACAGAUAGAGAUCUUCUUCCUCACUCUCAGCAGAGUGGAGAAUGAGGUGUCCCAGGGUGCCCCCUACCUGCCCAACGAGCUCCUGCUUAGUCUGUUCCACAGCAGCUUGCAAAACGAGCUCAGUGACAGGGAGAUCACAUUGGUUGACCAUGAGAACGUCACCUUCAUGCAUCACAUCUUAGACAGGGAACGAGACGGACAUAUUGCACCCUUCUCUCUACCUGUCAUCAGAGAGGAGUGCCUGAAACCUCCAGAGAGACAGGACACGGUGAUGUCAUUCCAAACUAUAGAGAACAGUAAAGAAGUGACUGGAUCCACCAGUACCCUGCAGAGUUUCAGCAAUGCAGACCUGGUGGAUGAGGAGUCAGUCCCAGUGGAGAGGGAUGGGUCUACCCCUCAGUGGAAGUGUUACGCCAAGUACAUCAGCCCCCAACAGAUCCUCCUCACCUUCCUCCCUGACACCUUCACAGAUGUCCAGAUGUUGAUGUCAUCUGGGCUGGAUACAGAGCCCCAGGGUAAUGGAGAGGAUGAUGACACCCUGAUUAUCAGCAACAAAUCACAGACCGAUUCUCACUCUGUCUCCACCAAUGGGCUGGAUGGUGGGUUGACUGGCGAGCUGAUGACCCCUCUGCUUUCCCCUGGUGGUGGUGGUCCUGUGGGACCCCGGUCGCGCCUGCUCUCCCCUGGAUCUGGGAGCUCCACGAUGGAGCAUGACAACUGGGAGAGCGGGCCCUCUGAGCCAGAAAAUGGCACUAAAGGUGUGGAUGAGAGGGAUGGGGUGCAGUUUGCUGAGCCCCAGAAGGGAGACUUCCACAUCACGUUCAGUAGCCAGGUGUCCCAGCAGAGCUCAGGGGACCUGUCUCAUCCGUGCUGCCCUGUAUACGUCUAUAACUGUUCCCUGGACUCUCUGAAGGACCAGCUAGUCCAUCCCCACUUCAACAGGCAGCCAAGGGACAUCUUCUUCAGAUCUCUAUCUCAGGAACGCAGCAGCACCUCCUCCUGGACAGACCUGAUGUCGCAGCCUCAUAAACACAAGGAACUGGCCAACUACUGCAGCCUGCUACAGGAGCACUACAACCACAGCUAUGUCAAAGGUGUGUACCGCAGCCUACAGCAGUCCUACAACAUCAGUUCCCAGGACGUGUUGACAGCCAUGGACUACUGUGAGGAGUCUCUCCAGGAGAUAGACAUCACUUCCUUCCUCCAGACACUCUGCGGACACAUCCGGGAGUUCCAGGAGAGCCAUGGAGACGGAGGGGUAAGGGUUCACAGCAGCACCCCUUCCACCUUCACCAUCGGAGAUGCAGAGGAGGACCGGCUUGCCAAGAGGGGACCCAUGGCCUCUUCAUCCAGUAUUGAGAUGGAGGAUGUGAGUGAGGCAGAGUCCAGAGGGAAGACUUUGGCCCCCACCUCCUGGCUAGGCCUGGAUGAACCCCCCAGGACCACCAGGAUACCAGAGUUCCCUCUGUCCCUCCUCUACCUGCAGCAGAAGUGUGAGGUCUUCCCUGACCUGCACAAAAUCAUACAGGACAAAUUCAUGGAAAUUAGUGCUCAGUACUUCAAGACCGUACCUUCUCAUCCCCACUACUUCUACUACUGCCCAGCAUCAUCGAAGAAAGAGUACUCUGAUGUGGAAGAGAAGAGACAACCUAGUGAAGAGGUUGUGUCAGAGGCUGAGCCUGCUACAGAGGACGAGUACAUGUCGGGCUGUUGCAUUGUGACGGAGAGCGACACAGACCUGGAGGUGGAGUACCAGGAGAGGGCUGAAGGCCGGAGAUCCCUAGGGGCAGACAGAGAGGGGGAGGCAGGGGGAGAGUGGGAGGAUGAGUCCCUGUCUGACUCCAACACAGUGAACCAGGAAGAUGUCUCCUUCAGAAUCCUAGAGGGAGACAGCCUGUUGGAGCCAGAAGGGCCACAGCCUGACAUGCCCCCACUGUUCAUCCACCUCACCUGCUCUGUUAACAUGAAGAGUUGCCACGGAUCCAUGCCCAUAACCACGCUACCCACCUGCCUGGGUGAGGUGAUCAUGUGUCUGGAGAAUGCAGAGGCCCUGCAGGCUGUGAAUCUGAAUAAUCUGUCUGUCACACUGGACAUCUUUGUUCUCACCUUACCCCUGGAGAUAGAGGACAUGCAAUCAGACUUGAGACACAACAGGUACACGUCAGAGAGCAGUGUGUCUCUGAACCGUUCUCCAGAUCAGCCCUCUUCCUACCGCUCUGAUGAGGAUGUGAUGGGCAACCUGGACAGAGUAGUAGAGGUCGACGGGGUUGUAGGAGACUCUUUGUCCAAACUCCCAAUUCCCCACAAACUAGCCGUGUUAGCCGCCAUGGAGGAGAUCCGUUGGCUCCUAGAGGAUGAGAUUGUGUCAGCUCUGCGUCACUCCCGGGUCAUCAGCUCGUCCACGCUACAGAAGGUGGCGGGUCACGUGCUUCGCUCAGGCGGGCGACCACGCUGCCACUUUGAGGUCGUUCCCUUGCAGUUUGUCUUCGGCCCUGAGCAGUCCCUGGAAAAGUUCAAAGAGGAGUUCCGUAGGAUGUCAUUCUCAGGUUACUUGCUGAAAGGAGAGCAGGACAACUUCCACUACAUGUCUCUGAGUAGACUCCACCCACAGCGCAUCCAGGCUUCUAUGAGGCUGUCUGAGAGCACUGUUAACACUGAGGGGGCUGGACAGACCACCCAAACCAACAAUCACUGUGCUGAUGUGGACGACAGUGCCAGGGCUCCGUCCAAUCAUGGUGCACCAGGAAGAAGACCUGACCACGGAACAGAGGUGGAGAGGGUGGAGCUAGACUGUGAGGUGCAGGGAGAAGAGAAGAAGCCUGCUGUCGGGGAUGUUAGUGAUUCUGGUAGUGACCUAGCCCAGGACCCCUGCAACCCUCCAGCCAAACCCACCCGGGAUGACUCCGAGGAGGGCCCCAGACCUCGGUUGAGCUCAGCCGGUGCAACCUCCACAGCCGCUGGGGAUGGACCUCGGGAGAGUUCUGUUGGUGUCUCCACCGGCCGACCCCGACUGAGCUCUGUGGGCAGAGGAGGAGAGGUGAUAGGACCUCAGCUGAGCUCUGUAGGCUCCUCCUUCACGGCCAUGAGGGAUCAAGGCCAAUCCAGCACCCCUCACCUCAAGCCCAGCACCAGCACCGACCGCUCCUCAGAAAACACCAAGACCCCAUCCGCAGUCAGCCUGGCCGAGUCGGUGCAGUCCACCACCCACAGUAGUGGCAAGCUGAGGCCCAGCAGAGUACAGAGUGUGGUCUCCAGUCAAGGAAGCCUGGACUCUGACAUGCUGGGUUAUGAUGGUGGCAGCAGUGACUCUGAAUGUGAGAGCCCCACUAUAGAAGAACAGGAGUCCCAGUCCCCCCUGCUGCCUGACUUCUGGCUCAUCGUUAAGGUCCACCAGGACAAAGUAGAGGUGUACUCCCACUCCAGGAGCUUCAACGAAGGGAAGGAGGACGGAGUAGGGGAGGAGGAGGAGGUGCCAGAGUACUUACAGUUGCAUCAGAUGGUGGUGAGGAAGAUUGGGGAGAUCUGCCGUAUAGUCAAUCAGCGUCUGCUACUCCAGGACCUCAAUGACAGCCACGUGUGUAACUCUCUUCUGGUGGCAGAGAGUGAAGAGGAUAUCUGGAAGAACGAGUCCCUGUACAGACAGAGACUGGCCAACUCUGAUGAUUACAAUGCUGAGAACUACCAGCCGCGGGACUACCUUGCUGCCACCAUGCAGUUCAUCCCAGGUCACUUUGCCUGUGAGGUGGUGUGGAGCACCGUCAUCCACAUCCACCCUCGCCUCAAAGUGGGACCCAACGUAGGUGUGUCCAGGGCUAUCCAGGCUCUGCAGUCAGUGCUCAACGACUUGUGUGUGGUCAACAGGAAGAGCAUGUUUGUCUAUCAGGAGCGCACUAUCAAAUCAGUCUUCUACCUGAGACUUUGUGAGACAUCUCAAAGAGGGAAGUACUCUGACCUGGAUGGCAGCCUACAGCCCAUGUCUCACUGUGUCGGUCUCGCCCGGAGCCAGGAGCCCCUCUUCUCUGAGGAGUUCACGGGCUCCCGGUCAUCUCUGGAAGGUCCCCGUCCAGUGGGACAGGUAGACAAACACAUCCUGUUGCUGGUGCAUGGAGUGGGAACUGCUGGUCCAGAGAUCACAGAUGAGCUGGUGAAGGUUCUGAGGAAGCGUCUGGAUGAGACCACCCUGGACAUCAUCACCAUCAUGCUGGGUAGGAACUGCAAACUCACCCCUGCUGACGUGGAGUUUAUCCAGCCAUCAGGCUCUCCAGCCACAGAGGUGAUGGAGUUUACUCUGCCGCAGUGCUUCAUGCCCUGGACCCCUGCUGUAGCCCACUACCUCAGGCAGAACCUGCUGAUCUUCCUCCACAUCCCCAAGUACACAGACAGCUACGUAGAACACCACUUCAAGCACUACUUCUAUCAGAGCAGAGAGCUUCCUGACUCUGAUAUCUACCUCUACAAUAAGCCUGGGGGCCAGGGGACCGGAGGGAAAGGUAACAUGUCGGACCUCAUUCAGCACCUCUUCCCACCCUCUCAGUUCCAAGGUAUUGCCUGUAUCGCGCUGUCGUUCGUAGACGCUCAAGGAUGCCCCCUGCAGGUUCCUGCCCACAACUGCACCACACCACCCAGAGGAGAUCCCUCCAGCAUCCUCCUACAGCCAGAACAGUUUGACACCCUGACAACUGUCAUUAAGGUGGACUCGAACUACCUCAGCUCAGAGUCAGAGAUGAGGGUACGUUUUGACAUUUGGGAGCAAGGUAACGUUUCCCCCCUGCAGCUGACUGACAAACUGCGAGGAGCCCUGCGCCACACCCUCUGUGAUGUCAUCAUGGAACUGAGGGUCCUGCCCAAUCCACUGUGUCUGGAGACGUUCCUUACCACACCUGGGAGAGGUCAUUUAAGUUCUCCUCCAUUGGAAGUGAAGGAAUUUAAGGACAGCUUGAUGUCUUGUAGUGGCUCUAGGAGUGUUAAGAACAGCCCCUCCCCCAUCACUCUGAUCCCUCCCCCCUCUGGGACCAGCCCCAACACUGGACCAAGCACCCCCAAGUCUACCACACCCACUGGCAAGACCACCCGCCGAAGCGUCUGGGAAAUACUGAGCAAGCCAGACUCAUCUGAGCUGGGGAUCCCUAAGACGACAGACGACAUCGUUCAGGAGAAGGGGGAGGAGGGUCGGACACGUAGGAGACACAAGACGGAGAACGUGAAGCAGCAGUGGAGCCAGGAGAGGUCCAUGGCUGUAGAACUGGAGCAGGCCCAGAGGAGACAUGUGUCCCAGCUAGAGGAGGGGAACGUUGGGACCCUGCACCCUCUGUAUCAGGUUACCUGUCAGCCCUGGAUCACCUUCAUGGCUAAAGUUGGAUGCCCGUCCAUUCAGCAGUGCACCGCUGAGAUUGCCUCCCAGUUCCUGCUUCCUCCCAUCCUGACAGAGAUUGGCAAUCUGGUCACCUCCCUGGCCAGUGACACCACAGUCAAGGUGUUCGAGAGGACGAGUUGUCCCCAAGGAGACACCUUUGUUCCCAUGCCUCUGAUCCAACACCUUAGCCAACCACCUGCCACCUCUAGAACCUUCAUCCUCAUUGGAAGGAACUUCCACCAGUGGCAUUGCUGCACAGAGCAAGAAGACAGUUCAGAUGAUGAGAACACCCCUGUGCUUAGUAAGUUCACAUCUCAUAAAGGCUUCCAGCGCUUCGAGGCCUUGAAGCAGUCUGAUUGGUUCAGCCCAGGGCAGUCCUGGAGGGGUGUGGCCCCAAGGCAGAGGUUUCUCCUCAUACACAUCCUGAAGAAGAAGGUGACCCUGUACACCUAUAACUGGUCAGUGGACCUUGGAGCCUCUCCGAACCGUGGGCUGGUGAGGCUGGUCCAGUGGCAGAAUGCCAGGGCCCAUGUUGUCCACUGUCUCCUCAACCAGAAGAUGGGUCUCUUCCACCACUGCUGCUUCUCUGACACACCGGCCCACGCAGACCUCAAACAGGAGUCCAACCCGUUCAUCAACCCGACCAUUGAGGCCGAUGCACUGCUGAGGAGCCCGGUGCCCGGCAAGGACCAGGGCAAGCUGUCUAGCUCUGGCCGCUCCCUGGCCCCCCUCCACUUCCCCUCGGAGCUGGUGCCCUUUGACGAGGCCCUCAGGGACUUGGGGACGGGCCGACCCCUGGCCAGCACUCAGGACGGGGCUGACGUGGUGGCUCGGCACGGGACCCAGCUACUGGAGGUCAAGGCUGCAGAACGCAGAGAGAUGGAGAAGCAGAUGAAGAUUGAGAACCUGUUUGUGACUUGGCAGCAGAGGUCAGCGCAGUCCAACAUGCCCAUCUCAGCAGUGGACUUGGACACUCUGAAGCAAUCGUCCAGACUAUUGCACUACUGCGCCACCCCUCUGCUCUUUGACCCCGUGUUCAGGAAGCAGAUCCAGGAAGAGCAGAUUGUCCAAACUCAACAGGUCAAGAAGCGUCAUCACUCCAGUGACUCCAUGGCGUCUGGCAGGAACCGUAGCUACAGCACAGACUCAGUUGACAAACUGCCCAGCCGGCUGAGAGAGGGGCCCUGGUUGCAGGACAUCUCUAACACCUUCCUCCAGCAGUAUGUCCAGUACCUCCAGAGUAUGGGCUUCAUCCUGGUCCAGGUCCGGCCACAGUCCCCAGCGCGCAGCAUCCCCAGGGCCCGGGCAGCCAUGUUCAGCUCAUUGUCGUCAGAGAGGCAGUCCUUCUCCUAUAACAAAACCAGGAGCGAGGACAGCCCUAAGAGCACAGGGUCGGAUAUUACCGCGUACUACCUCCAGAGGGCGCUGCCAGGGGGCAUCGUAUUGAUGGAGCUUGCCUUUCAGGGUUGUUACUUCUGUGUGAAGCAGUAUGCUCUGGAGUGUUCACGCAUCCCCAUGGGACAGACCGUCAACUCUCAGCUCUCCAUGCUCUUCACGGAGGAGUGUGAUAAGGUGAUUGGCCUGAUGCAUGUGCACUCGUUCAGCUAUGACUUCCACCUACGGGUGGUUCACCAGUCCCUGGUGGGCUGUCACAUGACCCUGCAGCAGGGAUACCGGCUGACCAGCUUCCUGGAGGACUUCAUAGCUCAUCACCCUGACAUCCCCAAGUUCAGACGAAACCACGUCUUCCAGGGGAGUUUCUCCAUCUCUACGGGGAUGAUCACAGCUCACCAGCUGUAUAACUACAUUACUGACCAUGAUGUCACCUACGGCAUGAAGCCCCUUCGCAUGUCCAAGGCUGCAAUGACCAGCGAUGGCAAGAAGGGGGCACCACCCAGCAGUGACCUGCAUGAGUACGGUCUGGUUGCACUGUGGAACAGCUCGGGCUCUUACAAGGACCUUGAAGGCCUGCGUCACCAUGACGAUUUUGACGUGUCCCUGCUGGUGUGUCACAAUGCCGCUCCAUUUGAGGAGCAGUUGGAGGGAGAGAGACAUCUGCUGAGGCUGCGUUACUACGUGAUAAUGACCAGCCAGAGAGAGUUGUUCCCCCGGCUGACGGCUGACAUGCGUCGCUUCAAAAAGCUUUCCCAGAUACACCGUGAGGUCAGCGACCUGGCAGGAAGGGUUCCCCCUGAGAGAGGUACAGGACCAGGCGGGGUAUUGGACCUUGAACUGGACCUCUGGGAGGAGACCCCCCCUGCAGCCUCAGCCCCAGACACCUUCAUCUCUACCCCCAGCGUUGGGAACGAGUUCUAUCCCCUGACUGGUCCCCAAGGGUCUGGGGCCCAGGGUCUCCUCUACCCCUCUCAUCUGUUCCCCCUGCUCAACCAGGAGGUGGGCUGUGCGCAGAGCCAGAUCCAGGCGAGCGUGGAACAGGCCAUGGGCCACUGUCGCAGGGACAACCUGUGGAGGAGGCUGUUCCAUGGAGAACACCAGCACCUGGCCAUGGACAAGCUCAAGCUGAGCAAACUUUCCUUCAGCGAACUGGAGGACCUCCUCAACGCAGUGCAGAGUCAAUCUGUAGGGGAGAUCGACCCCCAGCUGGGUUGUUUCUUGACCAUGAGUCCCAGCUGGUACCAGAGUCUGAUCAAAGUGCUGCUGACUCGCUUCCCUCAGAGCUGCCGACACUUUGACCAGAGUGGCAUUCAGUAUCUGGCUGUCCUGAACCAGAAAUUCACUGACUGCUUUGUUCUGGUCUUGCUUGAAAAUCAGGCAGGAAAAACGAGCCUCAAGGUUGUAUUUAGGGAGCCAUUGCCAUCCCAACCGCAGCCUAGGAACAGCCCCACGCCUCAGCUGGUGUCCAUGUACCAUCACCUGGAGUCUGUGAUCAACACAGCCUGCUACAACUUGUGGACAGGCCUGCUGUAGGCCUGGAGGGCCAAUCGGGGCCAGGUGGGCCACAGAGAAACAGGCUGCUGGGAGGUGUAGUUCCAGACAGGCGGCUUCAUUUAUAGGCCGUCUUGGCAUGUGGGACACAAAAAAGGAUGUUAUUGUUGAAAAGUGCUAAAUCAGCGAAUCAAAGAGUUCACAUGUCAAAGCUUCCUGUGCAAUGUAUCAGUGUUUUAUUCAUUCUACCACUGGGAGAAAAGAUACACACUAUUGUUAAAGGGAUAGUGCAAGAUUUUGGCAAUGAAGCUGUACCUGUAGACUUCCAGUCAUUGCGCUAACGCUAGUUAGGCUCGCAAAACUACCUUCAACUUCCUUCAAACUGCACGCAGAGACAUAGAAAUGGCAUCUGACAUUGCAAAAAUCUUGCACCAUCCCUUUAAAGAUAUGACCUUACCGGCUUGUGUCACCCGGCCUGUGUUUUGGUAAAAAGCUGAGGGAUGUGCCUGGAAAAAUUGGUAUCAAAAUUAUAGUUUUAACUUGUUUUGAGGGUGUACAGUGUUUGUUUACAUUUACAUUGUUUACAUACAUUGGAGUAAAAUAAGAUUAUAUUUGUGGUUCUGAUAGAGUACCGCAGUUGAACUAAGUUAUAUUCUUUAAGAAUCAAUGGGUAUACAUCAUUAAUUUAGAUGUCCCAACGAACUAGCUUUAAAGCACAUGAAGGGCUCUAUUAAAUCAGAUCCGCUUUAGCCGACAUCCACAUAGCUGUUGUUUUGGUGGUGUCGGAGGUGAAACAGCGUUAGGGCUGUCAAAUUCACAAGCGGCUCAUGGCAUUAUACAGUGCCUUUGAGAAGGAUUCAGACCCCAUGACUUUUUCCACAUUGUCACAACCUUAUUCUAAAAUGUAUUAAAUCGUUUUUUCCCCCUCAUCAAUCUACACACAAUACCCCAUAAUGACAAAGCAAAAACAAGUUUGUAGAAAUGUUUGCUAAUUUAUUUAAAAAAAUGUCAAACUGAAAUAUCACAUUUACGUAAGUAUUCAGACCCUUUACUCAUUACUUUGAGUAGUGAGUACUGGCAGCGAUUACAGCACCAAGUCUUCUUGGGGAUGACGCUACAAGUUUGGCACACCUGUAUUUGGGGAGUUCCUCCCAUUCUUCACUGCAGAUCCUCUCAAGGUCUGUCAGGUUGGAUGGGGAGCAAUGCUGCACAGCUAUUUUCAGAUCUCUCCAGAGAUGUUCGAUCGGGUUCAAGUCCGGGCUCUGGCUGGGCCACUCAAGGACAUUGAGACUUGUCUUGAAGCCACUCCUGCGUUGUCUUGGCUGUGUGCUUAGGGUCGUUGUCCUGUUGGAAGGUGAACCUUCACCCCAGUCUGAGGUCCUAACCUGCUCCAGAGCGCUUUUCGUCAAGAAUCUGUACUUUGAGCCGUUCAUCUUUGCCUCAAUUCUGACUAGUCUCCCAGUUCUUGCUGCUGAAAAACAUCCCCACAGCAUGAUGCUGCCACCACCAUCCUUCACCGUAGGGAUGGUGCCAGGUUUCCUCCAGAUGUGACGCUUGGCAUUCAGGCCAAAGAGUUCAAUCUUGCUUUCAUCAGACCAGACAAUCUUGUUCAGAGAAUCCUUUUGGCAGACACCAUGCAGGCUGUCAUGUGCCUUUUACUGAGGAGUGGCUUCCGUCUGGCCACUCUACCAUAAAGCCCUGAUUGGUGGAGUGCUGCAGAUAUGGUUGUCCUUUUGGAAGGUUCUCCCUUCUCCACAGAGGAACUCUAGAGCUCUGUCAGUGACCAUUGGUUCUUGGUCACCUCCCUGACCUAGGGCCUUCUCCCCUGAUUGCUCAGUGUGGCUGGGCGGCCACCUCUAGGAAAGGUCUUGGUGGUUCAAACUAAUUCCAUUUAAGAAUGAUUGAGGCCACUGUGUUCUUGGGGACCUUCAAUGCUGCAGAAAUGUUUUGGUAUCCUUCCCCAGAUCUGUGUCUCGAAACAAUCUUGUCUCGGAGCUCUACGGACAAUUCCUUCGACCUCAUGGUUUGGUUUUUGCUCUGACAUGCACUGUCAACUGUGGGACAUUAUAUAGACAGGUGUGUGCCUUUUCAAAUCAUGCCCAAUCAAUUGAAUUUACCACAGGUGGACUCCAAGUUGUGGAAACAUCAAGGGUGAUCAUAGGGCGAUAGCAUAGGGUCUGAAUACUUAUGUAAAUAUGGUAUUUUAUUUUUAAUACAUUAGCAAACUUUUCUAGAAACUUGUUUUCUGUAUCUGUACCUAAAGUGGACUUUGCAAUUGGCUGCACGACAUUGCAUUGAGAAAUUCCAUGGAGCCUUGUUUACAAGUUUGAACAUAAGAAUGUGAGAUGUAAAAUACACCUUGAUUAGGCUGAUAAGAAUACUCAUUGUUUAGGUGAAUGAUUUUCAAAUUGAGCGCCAUUAUUUCUAUGUAGCCUAAACUUUCUCGUUCUGAACUUCUAACAUGAGUGCUACGGGUGUGGAUUCGUGACAAUGAUCAAGAACAGCUGCUCACCGACUUUGACAGCUCCAACGUACGCAGUUACACUUCUGACGCCGCUAAAACAUCAGCUAUGCGGGUGUCGGUUAUCGCCGGUUAAAUCAACAACAACAAAAAAGUAAGAUAUGAAAAACAAAUAAUUAGAGCAGCAGUAAAUAACAAUAGCGGGGCUAUAUACAGGGGGUACUGGUGCUGUCAAUGUGCAGGGGCACCGGUGUCAAGGUAUUUGAGAUAAUUAUGUACAUGCAGGUAGGGUUGCCUCCUGCAGCGCCUCCUGCAGUGGACAUUGGUCCUCACAGACAGAGGGAACCUACUGUAACAAUGCUAUUUAGCUGUCACUACUUCAUAAUGAUAGAAUUGAACUGAAGAAGACAUGCUUUUUGCACUGAACAGUGCCCCAGAGAUUAUGCAAUUUGUCCCAAUUUUCAAUGGCAACAUGAGCCUAUUACUCAUUGACUUGGAGGUUAGUGGUGGUAUGGUAGAAUGAAAAGGGGGUGAGACUUUCAGGCUAGUAUUAUCUAAUGCCAUAGUACUGUAUGUACUAUGGCACAACAUGUUUGUAAUUUAGCAGGCUUUUAUCCAGAGCGACUUAGGGUUAAAUGCCUUGCUCAAGGGCACAUCAGCAGAUUUUGUCACCUAGUCUGCUUGGGGAUUCGAACUACUGACCCAAUGCUCUUAACCGCUAAGCUACAUUCCCAUUCAGCUGAUACCUCUUUACUUCAGAUCAGAGAUCAUCCACCAUACAUGUACAUUAGAAAUCUUACCUGAAGUGGAUCUCAUUCCCCAACCUGUGAAUUGGACUGUAAACAAGUCAGUAUUGUGCAAAAGUGUUAAAUUUAGACCCUAUUCUCCAACUCGUAAACCAUUUAGAUAUGUAGGUGUUCAAAUCAUAGGAAUUAAGAUGUUUCUUGGAUACUGUGCCUUGCCAAAAUCUAGGAAUAGAUUCUCAAGAUCACAGCACACAAUUCAGUCUCAAGUAUUCUGCAGAGGGGAAAGAUUGCUGCCGUUUCAGCAAUAUUGGGUAAUUGAUUUUUUUUCUUCCCAUUGUGUCCUAUAAGUGUCAAACCCGCUACUCAAUUUGCCCAACUGCCAUAUCUUCAUCCUAAAGUGCCUUAGUUUGCCCUGAUCGAAUCAUUAAUAAAUAAAACAGUGUUAUUAUUGCAAUUGGACUGACUAGCUACAUUCUGACAGGGUUGAGUGUAUAGCUGGUCUGUUUACAGAUUGGGCAUAGGAUCCAGCUUGUGUACAACAUUGUAAUAACACACCCACGCAUCAGUUUAGCGAUAUCAUUACAAUACCGUAAGACUUAAGUUUGCACACAUUUAAAAUGAAGGAAACCAAGUAUUGUAUUAAGUUCCUUAUUAAAAAGUAAUGAAGGAUUUGGAAAUGUUUUUGUUUUGAAGGUAAGAACACUGGAUAUUGCAUGAUGUCAACAGUAUAGGCAUUCUGAAACGUGUACAUAUGAAAUGCUACAAUAAACCUUAGUGUAUUCUAGUGUGUUAACUAA
Salvelinus fontinalis (brook trout) is the source of this 15602-nucleotide messenger RNA. Its product is annotated as KICSTOR complex protein SZT2-like. NCBI's taxonomy places the organism in Eukaryota, Metazoa, Chordata, Actinopteri, Salmoniformes, Salmonidae. The record is from RefSeq and is a predicted model, not a curated record. Gene Ontology annotation, cellular component: peroxisome.